CUCCACCGGCUUCUUUUUCAUCAACAAAAGGCCAGAGCCACGACGCGCCGCCCGCCGCCGCCGCCGGAGAUCCCCAGGUACCACCCGUGACCCGUCUCCCGAGCCCCGCAUCCGCAGAACCCGCGGUUCCCCCAUUGGCGCUCGAUUUGCUAGUGACUACUACAGCAUAAAAGAAGAUGCCUUCACUUCAAAAAGCGUUGCCUCCAGAACUUGCUGAUAAUGUACUCAGAUUAUAUCGUGAAUGCUUAAGGAGGGCAAAGUUUAUUGGGCAUCAGAAACACAACACAGAGCUUUUAGUUACCAUGGUGAGGCAACAGUUCAAGAAAAACAUGCAUGAAACUGAUCCAGAAAAGAUACAGAAAAUGAAGGACGAUGCUGCAAGGGGCCUUAUCAAUCAUAUUCUGUAUGAGUCCGAGAAGAUAACUGGGCGCAAAUUUUCAGGAUAAGAAAGAAAGUUGAGACAAGACUUACGGCAUGCUCUACGGACAAUAAUAAUAGUUGUUGUGUCUGUUGAAUUAUUUCACCUCUCCAUUACAAGGACCUGCAAAUGCUUCCCUUUAAUUGUUGGGUGCAUGAGUUAUUCCAGCAAUGAAUUUUUAUUAGCCAUUAGUUUGACAAUGUCUGUUUGAUUCCUUUUGCAUCAUAAAUGCUGUGUUCGAGUUGUUUCAGAUAAAUCUACUGGCCAGUUGAUGAAAAUAUUCGGUAAUUGAGAAUGCUCCAAUCUUUUCUAAAA
Messenger RNA from Panicum hallii, 733 nucleotides. RefSeq lists its product as uncharacterized. NCBI's taxonomy places the organism in Eukaryota, Viridiplantae, Streptophyta, Magnoliopsida, Poales, Poaceae. The record is from RefSeq and is a predicted model, not a curated record. Bases 177 to 446 code for a protein of 89 amino acids. The transcript is spliced from 5 exons.